AUGGACCGCAGUAACCUACCUCCUGGAAACACGACGCAAGGAGCUCCUUAUGGUAGUUUGAAUGCACAUGGUAACUCCAUGCAAAUGCAUCCUCCAAGCUCAGGAAAACAUCUAUUCAACCAAUCUCAGAUGCCAGGGAGUUUCACAAUGCCUAUCAACCGGGCUACAGAGCAUGAUAACCCCGGAUCCGGAUUUCAGUUUGUAGAACAUGGGAAAAGGGAUCACCAGCAGCAGCAGCAGCAGCAGCACAACCAUCUCAUAAAGAACUCCAUCAGUGACGACGAGGAGCAUGAUAUGACCGAGGAUACUACUGAUGCCCAGAGUGGCAAGGGCAACAAAGGCUCAGCAUGGCAUCGGAUGAAGUGGACUGGUUCAAUGGUUAAGCUUUUGAUUACCGCAGCGUCUUACACGGGGGAGGAUCCUGGGGCGGAUUUGGGCGGCGGGAGGAGGAACAUUACAGUAAUGCAGAAGAAGGGCAAAUGGAAAGCAAUAUCAAAGGUUAUGGGUGAAAGAGGCUGCAACGUGUCACCGCAGCAGUGUGAGGAUAAGUUCAAUGACCUCAACAAGAGAUACAAAAGGCUUACGGAUAUCCUUGGUCGUGGUACUGCUUGCAAUGUUGUGGACAAUCCAGCACUCCUUGAUUGCAUGAAUAAUCUGUCUGAUAAGAUGAAAGAAGAUGCAAGGAAAAUACUGAACUCUAAGCAUUUAUUCUAUGAGAUGAUGUGUUCCUAUCAUAACAACAACCGUGUGAACUUACCCGAAGAUCUUGCACUUCAGCACUCACUACAGGUUGCUCUUAGAUGUAAAGAGGAGCAUGAUCCGAGGAGGGAUGCAAGUGGAGAUGCUGAAGAAGAUGACCACAGUGCAGAUUCUGAUUAUGAGGAUCAUGACGAAGAGCAUCAAGCAGUUCAUCACAGUAUGAGGGAUCCUCCCAUGAAUAAAAGGAUGUGUCAUGCAUUGGAUCAUGGUGAUGCGGGUUUUCUCACCUCAAGCUCGAAUGAUGGUAGUGGGAGUUUGGAUCCCCAUGGCAUCGCAUUGGAUAUCAACAAAGUUUUUCCGGAUGGAACCAACCUGUCUGUUGUGCGGAAGGAACUGGCUUCCCAAGCAAUAGAGCUUCGGAAACGUCGGUUGCAGAUUGAAGCACAGGAACUGGAAGUAACAGAGCAACGUCUAAAGUGGGAGAGAUUCAAGAGGAAGAAGGACAGGGAAAUCGAAAGGAUGGAAUCGGAGAAUGAAGAAAUGAUGCUCGAGAACAAGCGUUUGGAACUUCAGCUAAAGCACAAGGAGCUAGAAGUUGAGCUUAAGCUAAAAGGCAAUCCAGACCAUGAAUGA
Triticum turgidum subsp. durum (durum wheat) is the source of this 1332-nucleotide messenger RNA. The record is from the annotation of a GenBank genome assembly. NCBI's taxonomy places the organism in Eukaryota, Viridiplantae, Streptophyta, Magnoliopsida, Poales, Poaceae.